Emiliania huxleyi CCMP1516 is the source of this 519-nucleotide messenger RNA. RefSeq lists its product as hypothetical. Lineage: Eukaryota; Haptophyta; Isochrysidales; Noelaerhabdaceae. Gene Ontology annotation, molecular function: adenosylmethionine decarboxylase activity. Gene Ontology annotation, biological process: spermidine biosynthetic process. The transcript is spliced from 2 exons. The record is from RefSeq and is a predicted model, not a curated record. The coding region runs from base 1 to 519 and encodes 172 amino acids.
AUGGCGGGAGCCGUGGCCGUGCUGUCGGUGAUCAGUCUUGCCCCGUCGGCCAGCAGAAUUACGCUCAAUAAGCGAUCUGCGCUCGCGGCGCACGGGUCGCACGUCGUGCUCGACUUUGAGGGCUUUGCCGUCGAGCCGGCUGCCGCGGGGAGGUGGACGCUCGCCACGCUAGAGGCGGCAGCAGCCGCACAUGGCGCUACCGUUGUCCACUCCAAGCUAGUGUUGCUCGGAGAGGACGGAACGACGCCGCCAGGGUUCACGGCGGCGGUGCUGCUCGAUGAGUCGCACGCCACCGCCCACUGCUACUCGGAGCACGGCUGGUUGGCCGUGGAUGUCUUCACCUGCGGCGCGCAGGCGGACACGCUCGGGUUUGCCGACGCUGUGCGCCGGAAAGUGGAGGGCUACGUGCCAGGCGUGCGGUGCACGCAGCAUGCCUCCAUCGAUCGAUUCCUGCACAGAGAGCUCGAGCUUGAGGACAUGCGUGCAACCGCCGAUCCAACCCGCCUAAAAAGCUGCUAA